This is a messenger RNA of Lucilia cuprina (Australian sheep blowfly), 1104 nucleotides long. Its product is annotated as putative mediator of RNA polymerase II transcription subunit 29. The transcript is spliced from 3 exons. NCBI's taxonomy places the organism in Eukaryota, Metazoa, Arthropoda, Insecta, Diptera, Calliphoridae. The record is from RefSeq and is a predicted model, not a curated record. The coding region runs from base 1 to 1104 and encodes 367 amino acids.
AUGAGGUUUAAUAAUGAAGAAUGGAAAUGGAAUAUGUUCGCUGCCAGUUGGCCAGCGGCUAAUAAAAUCAAUAAACGUAGUAGUAUUUACGAAGAAUAUCAACAACUUAACGCCGCUCUAGAUAAUGUGCCAAUCAAUGAAAAGUUUAAAGAAAAUUCUAAUGCACCGCCAAUUGAGAAACUAUUAUUAAACGAUGGCGAUAAAACCGCAACAGUGCAGCCAACAAAAAUACCGCAAACGAAUGCCUUUAGUAAAGUAGUUAACACUUUGACUUUGAAACGUUCACAAAAUUCGAAUAGUAAUAAGGAUUUGAAGAAUAACAACAAUGAGGGAAAAGAGGGAAAGGAGAAAGCCGGUAAAAAGAGUGAGUUAGAAAUAAAAAAAACUAAAUCAUGCGCAACAUUAUCGUCCAGUAGCGAAACAACAUGUUCAAACGAUAAAGCUAUUAAUCAAAGCACUAUUAAUAAUUACAAUAGCAGAAGUAGCAGCAGCACUGACUUUAGUCCUAACAACUGUCUCAAUAGUAGCAUAAAACCUGAUCAAUGUAGUAAUAGUAACACAUGCAAACAAAAUUUAACUAACCCAGUCCAACAGCAACAACAACAACAGAAACGUCUUUCAAAAAUAGUUAUUGUAGUAAAAAAGUUUGAUGCCUCAACAGCGACAACAACUGAAGCAACAUCGCUAACAUCAUCAUCGACACCAACUUCCGAAUCUAACAUCAAAAAUUUGCAUAAUCACCAAUUUACCAUAGAUUGCACUAAUAAUUCUUUUACUAAUCAUGAUUUAAAAAACUCUAAUAACAGUAAUAAAGUUUUAGAAACUUCAUUUUUACUAACGGCCCCAACAAAAACGCCACCACCACCACCAACAGCCCAACGUUCACCAACAUCAUUAUCAUCUACCGAAACAUUAGAAAUGUUUGCUACAUGUAACAAAUUAAAUGAUCAAAAUCAAUUGAGCAGAAAUUUAAGUAACGUUAUUGUUAAUCAACCUAAUGAUGUUGAUCAUCAUCAUCAACAGCAGCAGCAGCAACAGCUUCAUCAUCUUAAUAAUGAUGAUCGCAAGUUGGGUUUUAAAGUAUUUGGUAAACUAAUUUUGUAG